Messenger RNA from Eucalyptus grandis, 811 nucleotides. RefSeq lists its product as uncharacterized. The record is from RefSeq and is a predicted model, not a curated record. The transcript has 3 exons. Gene Ontology annotation, biological process: developmental process. NCBI's taxonomy places the organism in Eukaryota, Viridiplantae, Streptophyta, Magnoliopsida, Myrtales, Myrtaceae. The coding region runs from base 131 to 469 and encodes 112 amino acids.
CACAUACGCAUGAUGUUGCACCGAGUCUCCCAACUUGGGUCGUCAACGUUCGUUUCGAUCAUUAGUUUUCACUUUCUCGUCGAUCUCAACACACGGGUCAGCGAGUUGAAAGAUUAGCUGAUCUUGUUCCAUGGGGGAUUCGUCGUCUGCUUCGUAUAUUCACAUGGUCCAUCACCUGAUAGAGAAGUGUUUGAUCUUUCGGAUGAGUAAGGAAGAAUGCAUGGACGCCCUCUCCAAGCAUGCAAAUAUCAAACCUGUCAUUACCUCCACCGUGUGGAAUGAACUGGAGAAAGAGAACAAGGAGUUCUUUGAGGAAUAUGCACAGUCUCGAAGCAAAGACGAUCGAAUGUCGGAGGAAGAGACGAGUCAAAUGAUUCAGAAGAUCAUCUCCUCCUCUGAUUCCACCUCCAAAGAUUCACACCAUGACGGAGACGACGGCGAGGAUGACCAUUCAAACCCAAACGUUUAACAUAUUCUCUCUUAGUAUGGUAGCUACUGCGAAAGCGAUAUAACCUUGGUGUAUAUGUCUUUAGUUGUCUCAAUAUGCCAAAACCACACACACCCCAACGACUCUCUCUCUCUCUCUCUCUCUCUGUGGUGGCCCAUACAAUGUGACGAUGAUCACCAUAUAUCAUUGCAUAUACGGAAGAGCACGGAAGCUGCAAUUGUCCCUAGCUAAUAUGAUGCAUCUGCUUCAAUGAUUGAACUCGUGCUGCAAAUCUUACUGUGUAAAUAGAUUGAGUAAAUGAAAUUAUAAGUUAUGUGUAUAUGUUGUUGUUAAUGGGAUCAUAUCAAGUAGUCAAUUAUGAAA